Molecule: messenger RNA, 1812 nt
Organism: Besnoitia besnoiti
Lineage: Eukaryota; Apicomplexa; Conoidasida; Eucoccidiorida; Sarcocystidae
Product: sugar transporter ST1
Exons: 10
Coding region: 1-1812 (603 amino acids)
Biological process (GO): transmembrane transport
Cellular component (GO): membrane
Molecular function (GO): myo-inositol:proton symporter activity
Source: RefSeq, a predicted model, not a curated record
AUGUCCCCGGCAGCCCAGCCCGAGCAGGCGUCUCCGCCCGUCGAGGCUUCGGCGUCUUGCACGCGGGACGUGACGGUAUUUCCAGUUGCGGCUGCUGCAGCGCCGCGUGCAUCCGCUGAGGCUCCAGCAGCCCCGCCGCGCGCGUCGGCAGCUGCGCCCGCCCCAACAAAAAUUUUUCCUUCAGUCUCCACUGUGUCGACGGAGAUCGGCGCGCCUGCGGAGGCGGAGACGCCGGCGCCCGCAACUGAUGGUGCAGCCCGUAAAGAGAAGAAAGGCAGCAGUGGGCGUGAGUCGCCUCUUGGCAUCCGCUUCUUCCUCGCCGUUGUCACCGCAUGCAUGACAGGCCUAGUCGCGGGAUACGACCUCUGCUGCGUGUCGGUCGUUCUCAACCCCGUCCAGCACACCUUUCAUCUCUGCGGAUCGGACUUCACCUGCGCGGACAAAAGCUUGUUUAUCGCCCUCCUUGCUCCUGGAGCCGCGAUUGGAGGCCUCUUUGGCGGUGUGCUGGCGGACGCCAUUGGCCGCCGGGCGGCGCUUGCGUCGAGCGACUUUUUGGUCGUCAUCGGCGGAUCGCUCAUAUCGGGCAGCGAUGCCUUUUCGCUGUUGUUGCUAGGACGUUUCUUCCUCGGCUUGGCGUCCGGCGUAGGCUUUGUUGUCUUCGCCGCGUACAUUAGCGAAAUCUCUCCACAGGCGCUGCGGGGCGCGCUGGUCAGUUCACAGGAGAUUCUUCAAGUUUGUGGGUGUCUUGGCGCAUAUGGAGCGGCAUGGGCCGUUGGGGCUGCGAACUGGCGGCCUCUCCUCAGCGUGAUUCCGGCGCUAGGUGUCCUUCAGGCGUUGUGUCUCUUCUUUUUCUUGCCUGAGAGCCCACGCUGGCUUGUGCAGCGGGGCUGGUUCACCGAGGCCGAGCGGGCGCUUCGGAGACUCGGCAUGGACCGCGACUGCGCGGCCGCGUGCGUCGUGAGCAUGAAACAGUCGCAAGAGCAGGCGCCGCUUGCUGCAGGCGAAUUCAUAAAGACUGUUCACCGAGGCAUCUCCGUCCACGGGCGCACGCUCGCGCUCGCGGUCGCCUGCGCGUUGGCGCAUCUUGCGACUGGCGGCAGCACGAUUCAGUAUUUCGUGGUUGACAUUUUCCAGUUUGCGGGCAUCUGCGAUACGCGGGCGGCAGGCUUCUCCGUCGGCAUGGCCAAGAUGCUUGGCGUUCUCACGUGCGUUUGCCUCGUGGAUAUCUGGGGAAGAAGAAAACUUCUUUUCCUCGGCGUCGGCGGCAGCUGCGUGUGCCACAUUUUGCUGACGGUUUCCUUCGGCACGCUGCAGCUGGAGCACGGAUAUCUGAGUGGACGGUGUGGCCUGGAGGAGCUGGCAGCAGGCUUGGGGAGUUUGGAGCCAGCGUCCUACGUGGUGUUUUCUGCGCUUCUUAGCUACAUUUUUUUCUGGAGCGUUGGCUGGGCAGGUUUGAUGCUCGUAAUCGCUAGUGAGGUUGUGCCGACCUGCGUGCGCGGCCUCGGUGUCGGGCUGACGACCAUGACCUGCCACGUGCUGGGUUUCAUCUUGCAAAUCAGCCUCGAGCCGCUCUUUGCAGCCGUCACCCACGCUGGCACAUUUGCGAUUUUUAUCGUGGGCAGCGUGAUGUCUUUAGUCUUCGUGUUCGCCCUCGUCCCAGAGGCGAAGGGCCGAUCGCUCGAGAAGAUUCAGCAAUCCAUGAAAGCAGCGCCAGAACGCUCUGCGGGCGGCAACGCUCAGCCUGAGGGCGAGAAGCAGGCCGACGGCGAAAGUUGGCAAGCCGUUGACGGCGACUGCCGCGUAUCUCCGUGA